Molecule: messenger RNA, 1029 nt
Organism: Plasmodium yoelii
Lineage: Eukaryota; Apicomplexa; Aconoidasida; Haemosporida; Plasmodiidae
Product: PIR protein
Exons: 3
Coding region: 1-1029 (342 amino acids)
Source: RefSeq, a predicted model, not a curated record
AUGGGAAAUAAAGUGAAAGAAGAAGAUUACUUCUUUAAAAGACGCAGCACCAUAUGUGGUAAAUUUGAUACUUUGAGGAAACUUUUUCCCGAUGAUUUAACUGAAUCUGGAGAAUAUGCUUUUGGUGGUGGGCCGCUCAAAACUUACUGCCCUAAAUCUGAAAAAUGCAAUAACAAUAUCGAUAAAAUUGGUUCUGGAUGCUUAUGGUUAUUUAAUCAAUUAUAUAAGGAUCGUAUAGAUUUUUCGAAUAAUGCAAAUGACAAUAUUAUUAUUAUUACAUUCAUUUUUGGCUGGUUAAGUUAUAAGUUAAAUCAAAAAACAGAAAACGGAAUCGAUAAAUUAAUGGAUUUUUUUGACAAACAUAUGAAAAAUGUCGAUGAGUAUAACAAGUAUAUAGAAAAUAAUACGGAAAACAAGACGUAUGCUGAUCUUAUAAAUAAAAAUAAGGAAUUGAUGGAUAUUGAUAUUAAAAUUAUGUCUAAAUUUUAUGAUGCAUUUAAUAAUAUGUGUAAAAUGUAUAACAAUCUUUCAAAGGCGAAGAAUAAUGGCACGGAAUAUUUAAAAUAUGUUAAUAAUUUUGCUGAUAAUUAUAAUGCUCUUUUUAAUGAAACUAGCGGUAAUUUAUUUAAACGAGUACUGCCUGCUGUAUCAAACGAUUAUAAUUAUAUAAAAAGUACAUUAAAUGUUGAAUAUGUAAGGAAACAAUUUCCGGAACUUACAACGGAAAAAAAAACACAAAUUUCUUUAAGUUCUGAUGAAACACAAUUGGAUGACUCCUCAAGUGGAACAUCACCAUUAAAUUCUAAAACUGGAGUAUCAGAUUAUGAACCUGAAAUAUCAGAUUCUGAAACUAAAAUAUCAGAUUCUGAAACGACACUAUUGAGUUCAUUGAUAAUACACAAACUAAUUCCAAUUCCAUUUAUGUUUGUUGUAAUAUUAAUUUUAUUAGGAAUUGCAUAUAAGUAUUCGUUAUUUGGAUUUCGAAAAAGAGGUCAAAAACAAUAUUUAAGAAAAAAAAUAAAAAAAUAA